Daldinia childiae is the source of this 456-nucleotide messenger RNA. RefSeq lists its product as uncharacterized. The transcript is spliced from 2 exons. Bases 1 to 456 code for a protein of 151 amino acids. The record is from RefSeq and is a predicted model, not a curated record. Gene Ontology annotation, cellular component: membrane. NCBI's taxonomy places the organism in Eukaryota, Fungi, Ascomycota, Sordariomycetes, Xylariales, Hypoxylaceae.
AUGUCGUCUACAAUUGGGAUUACGACCUCGGCACUUGCGCCCCUCUUGCCUGUUACUGGUACUUUUGCUAUGCCAUUCUCGGCAUACUUUGUUUUUUUAAGCUGUCGGGUUGUAUACCACCGUCUCAAGGACCGGUUUUAUGUCGGCGACAAUUCUUCCAAGAAUGGUGACCCGAAUAACAAGUUGUAUCUGGCUAGCCGCUGCCAUCAAAAUUUUAUCGAAAAUGUACCGAUGGCUCUUAUCAUUGCAGCCUUCGCUGAACUGAACGGCGCAAAUCAGAGGACUCUCAGCAACGCCCUCACCGCCCUCUUGACCUUCCGAGUUCUACACGCGGAGCUGGGUCUUAUUAAUGGAUUGGGCUUGGGUCGACCAAUUGGCUAUUGGGGGACCAUGACUACGACUUUGUGGUUGGGCGGGUAUGCUGCGUAUCUUGCGAAGGGGUACUGGGGGUUCUAA